AUGGAAGCAGGAAAAGCUUCUGUGAACCUCCUUUUAUUAGUAACUGGCAGUAUUGCUGCUGUAAAGGUUGGACUAUUGGUAGAUCAGCUCUUUGGCGAGCCUUUUAAUAUCCGCAUUGCCGCUACGAAAUCCGCAUUUCACUUUCUCACACGUGUGCAGCACAGCGGCCGUGAGUUCCCCCUCCAUCGCGUUCUCACCGACGAUGAUGAGUGGCGGGAGUGGCAAGGGAUGAAUGAUGCCGUGAUGCACAUUGAACUCCGCCGAUGGGCCGAUCUUGUGGUGAUUGCGCCGCUGGACGCGAACAGUCUGGCGAAGCUCUCGAAUGGAUUGUGUGAUAAUCUCGUCACCUGCGUGAUGCGGGCGUGGGAGGUGCGGAAGAAGCCGGUGAUUGUUUGCCCCGCCAUGAAUACAGCCAUGUGGACACAUCCCGUCACCGCAACACAAUUAAACACACUGCGGGAUUGGUACAGUGCAGCGCCAACAAUAACAACAACUAAUACUACUACUAAUACUAAUACGAAUACUAGUAAUACUACUACAGCUAAUCAUACAAAUACGAAUACGAAUAGUACUAGUAAUGUGAAUAAUACGAGUAGUGGUAUACAUGUUGAUAAUGUGGAUUUACACACUACCACAAAUACUAGUAAUAGUGAGUUGGAUGAGCCGCUACAUUUACCAGCGACAUUUGAUGAAUCGCUUUUUCAACUUGUGGGCCCCGUGCGGAAGCGACUCGCUUGUGGAGAUAUUGGCAUUGGUGGAAUGGCGUCUGUGGAGGACAUCGCAACUGUGAUUCGCCACACCGCUGAUCUCAUACGUGCUGGGCGUGCCAAUACAGCAGAGGAGAGUACAGUUAAUGAACAGAAUAAACCACAGGAACCACAGGGAGAGAAAAACUAA
Messenger RNA from Trypanosoma theileri, 897 nucleotides. RefSeq names its product putative conserved flavoprotein. Gene Ontology annotation, molecular function: FMN binding; phosphopantothenoylcysteine decarboxylase activity. The record is from RefSeq and is a predicted model, not a curated record. Lineage: Eukaryota; Euglenozoa; Kinetoplastea; Trypanosomatida; Trypanosomatidae. Bases 1 to 897 code for a protein of 298 amino acids. Gene Ontology annotation, biological process: coenzyme A biosynthetic process. The transcript has a single exon. Gene Ontology annotation, cellular component: phosphopantothenoylcysteine decarboxylase complex.